Aspergillus thermomutatus is the source of this 882-nucleotide messenger RNA. Its product is annotated as 2EXR domain-containing protein. The record is from RefSeq and is a predicted model, not a curated record. The transcript has a single exon. NCBI's taxonomy places the organism in Eukaryota, Fungi, Ascomycota, Eurotiomycetes, Eurotiales, Aspergillaceae. Bases 1 to 882 code for a protein of 293 amino acids.
AUGUCCGCUCUGGAAGGUGUCUUUUACCUGUUUCCCAAGUUUCCAACUGAAAUUCGUCUAGCGAUCUGGCGCGAGUGCCUCCCUCGCCAUAUCAUGGAGCUCGACGACCAACAAGACGAUCUUAUAUGGGAUGAGCCUCCAUGCAGUAUGAAUUGGAAGAUCACAUGGACUAAUGCGGCCCCUCCUGUAAUUGCGCGUGUUUGCCGCGAGUCAAGGGCUGUUGCCUUUGAGAGCGGCCGCCCUCAGCUGCUCCCGGACGAGAAUAACCCAGAUACAUACCGCUUCAGCAAUUACAUGGUUAAACAACCCUGGCUUGACACCGCGCGUGAUGCAGUCCAUCUGAAUUGGGAGCCAUCCGUGGAUAUCGAAUGGCAAAGCUAUGAUUGGGGCGAUCCGGUCCGCUGUCUCAUGUGGUAUGCAGCGCGGACCAGGUCCCGCCAGGCCUCCAUCAUGCUCGGCCUCUUGCAGGACUUUCAACACCGCGAGAAUCCCGAUCAACCCCAUGAGCACUACAGGUGGACCCGGCGCGAGCUUGCAGACCUGAUGCGCACAAAGACAACCAGCUGGAUGGUUGUCAUUUUACCACCGGUUGUCAUACACGCCGACGUUGAGACUAGUGCGGGUUUGUUUGGCCUCCUGGCCGACGCGCGCGUGCAGCUUGUCGAUGCGGACGACAAGGCAAGGAUCAAAGAGUUCAUGGCGCUGGGCGAGGCGCCUAAUGCUACCAUUGGGGCAAGGUUCGGGCAGGAGGACCUGGUCUCGGCCAAAGAGGCGUUGCGGGAUGCAGUCAGGGCGGUUUUUGGGUCCGAGGACGAGGCUCCUGUAAUGCGCCCGGCUGUCAUGUUUCGGCUUUGCACAAGAAUGUGCAGCAGUGCAAACUGA